Molecule: messenger RNA, 1002 nt
Organism: Schistocerca nitens (vagrant locust)
Lineage: Eukaryota; Metazoa; Arthropoda; Insecta; Orthoptera; Acrididae
Exons: 4
Coding region: 1-1002 (333 amino acids)
Source: RefSeq, a predicted model, not a curated record
AUGAGCUCGGCGUGUCUCGGUAGUGAUCCGCGGAGUAGCUGGGAGCGCAGCAUAUCGGCGUGGGUGGGGCCCCGCGCACGCGCAGUGCCCAGGCGAGUGCAACCAGCGGCCCCCUCCUUCCCCCCACCCCUCGGCAGCUCGUGGCGCUCGCCCCCUCCGCUCCCCGCCCCGCCCCCCGCCUGCCCGGCGCUGAUCUGUAAUUCACGGCAACCGGCGUCCCGCGCCCAGCAGCCGGGUCCCGGGCUAGCUGCCUGCCGCCCACGCGCGGCACCGCCUGCUGCUAUCUGCCGCGAGCGCCGGGAAGCCGGCCACACCACGUCACCAGCCGCGCCGCGAGGGGUGUGGCCGCCGCCGCCGCCGCCGCCGCCGCCGCCGCCCCGUCACUCUGCCAUUAAUAUUUAUUUCCGCGUUCAUGCUUCUGGGUCGUCUGGCGAACGGCGGCGCGUGAGGUGGAUCCCGCAGAGGUGGGUGGCAGGCAGGGCGGCGGCUGUUGCGCGGGCAGCCGCCAUGGCACGGGCAGGGGUCCGGCGGCCGGCGUGGUGCCUACCUUCGGCCAGUCCCAUGAAUGCGCGCCGAUCGCCUGUGGGCGGCUACUCGACGCCCCGAGGGCCGCCAGUCGCCGAGGGCUCAGCAGGUGAGGCGCAGCACGACUGGAACGGCGAGCUCGCGGCGCCGGGCCCCUCGUCGGCCGCUCGCCAUCACACCGACGACGACAACAACACGCCGCGCCACGCGCCACGCGCACUGCUCAGCGGCGACGCGCUCGCACUGCCGGGCUGCGCGCCAACAUGGCCGACGACGAUGACGUCGCUGCGCGUGCAGACCAGGUCGCCUCACAGAUACAGUACUCCACCGGCCUCCGCUGGCUUUAUAAGGCCAGUGCAGCAGCAGUACAGCCAGUUCCUCACCGAGCUAGGACCAGCUCCGACGGACCUCACCGACGCUCUUGAUGAAUGGUUGUCUACAAGUUAUUUGGUUUUGUGUGUAUAUAGUGAUUGUUAG